This is a messenger RNA of Pyrus x bretschneideri (Chinese white pear), 662 nucleotides long. RefSeq names its product probable prefoldin subunit 4. Gene Ontology annotation, biological process: protein folding. NCBI's taxonomy places the organism in Eukaryota, Viridiplantae, Streptophyta, Magnoliopsida, Rosales, Rosaceae. Bases 149 to 529 code for a protein of 126 amino acids. The record is from RefSeq and is a predicted model, not a curated record. Gene Ontology annotation, cellular component: cytoplasm; prefoldin complex. The transcript is spliced from 3 exons.
GUAUUUGUGUUGUUAACAGCCCAAUUCGUUGACUAAUUAGGUAUAAGUACGGAAAUGCCCACAGUACCCGCUUGAGUUCUUGACAGACUUUACUCUUCACCGUUCACUGAGCUUCUUCAUCGUGUUCGUUCAACGCCUUGAAUCAAAUAUGCAGCAGGGUGGAGGAUCUGAGACGGAGGUGACAUGGGAGGACCAGCAGAACAUCAACAAAUUUGGCAGAUUGAAUAACCGGUUUCACGAGCUCGAGGACGAGAUCAAAUUUGCCAAGGAAUCAAAGGAUAAUCUGGAGGAUGCUAGCAACGAGUUGAUUCUGACUGACGAGGAGGUGGUCCGGUUCCAGAUAGGUGAAGUCUUCGCCCACGUGCCAAAAGAAGAAGUGGAGAGCAGGAUAGAAGAGAUGCAAGAGGCGACGAGCAAAAGUUUAGCGAAACUUGAAGAAGAGAAGGAUUCUAUUCUAGCACAGAUGGCCGAGUUGAAGAAAAUUCUGUAUGGAAAGUUCAAGGACUCCAUCAAUCUAGAGGAGGAUUAAAAGCGUGGCUUGUGUUUCCGUAGUUCUGUUUCCCGGAUGAUUUGUGGUUGAUACGAAUUUCGUUAUUGAAUGUUGUUCUGAGAAGGAAUUGUUCACUUAUAUUUUUAAUACAUGAAGAAACUUGUUCCUACCA